This is a messenger RNA of Cladocopium goreaui, 2007 nucleotides long. The record is from the annotation of a GenBank genome assembly. Lineage: Eukaryota; Dinophyceae; Suessiales; Symbiodiniaceae.
CCUCCACCAGCCCACCAGUGGCUGGCAGGGCCGGCAUGUCUGGAUCAAUGCCGGCCAUCGGGCGUUUGAGUGGUACUCCGCCCAUCCACGGCAAUCAUUUUGAUCAUUUUCAGACGUGUCCUGCUGUUUCCUACCCCAAACACUCUGAGAUUUGCACCGAUUUGCAAUGCUCUUCAGCAGGGCAAGUGUGUCUCUCAUGUGGUUGGGGUCCUAAUUCAACCAAUUUGGCGGCCUGCUGCGAAAAAGAUGACAUGCCACUGCCGGAUAAACGAGGACGUUAUCCCUGCGAGCGGCAAUAUGUGACCACAACUGCUGGGAUUUUCUGCAAAUUCGGUUGCUGUACCACUGGAUCCACGGUUUGCGGUGACGGCUGUUGCAAGCCUGGUGACAGUGGUGCCACGCACAAUUGCGGAAGGAGCCUACCCACCCGGCACGGCAAAGGAAGGAAACCUUGUUGUGUCGUGGAAGGCUCAUCACCCAGUAAACAGGAGGAGAGUGGUUGUUGCAUCCGUGGCGACGGCCUCAAUUGCCUUCAAAAUGAGACGCCCUGUUGCCUUUGGACACAGGGGAAUGAACGUGCACAGGAUCCGGAUCCACAUUCUCCAUGUCAACCAAAGAAUUGUUCCUUGUACCAAGCAUGUGCGCAUGGAGAAGGAUAUGAUUGCACUGAACAUGGCCAGCGGAUCUGCUGUCUCCGUCCUGGUGGUGCAAGAGCAGCAUCCGAAGCAGAUCCAUGUCAGCCACAAGAGGUUGACUGCCAAAAUCGCUGGACAAAGUGUUCCCAUGGAGUGGGCUCCGAGUGUUCCCGCAAUGUGGGUUCUGCUUGUUGCCUUCCACCCAACAAUUCUUCCAGCAACCCCUGCCAGGAGGAUUGUAGGAAUUACACAGUUCCCUCGCUGUUCCAACACUGGUGGUUUUGGAUUGGUCCCUCCAUCCUCUUGAUGAUCUUCAUGCUGAUUCCCUUAGCCUUAGUGCGUUGGCGAAGGCGCAGGGCAAGAGAAGUGACUCAACCAGCGAACUGCCAGGUUGAUAGACCCGAUAGACCCCCAGCACUGGUGAUUUGCAACUCCAAAUAUGAAGGAAACUUUGAUCCUUUGCCUUGGGCCAUGAAAGAUGGCGAGAGCAUCUGUCGGAUGCUGGACAAGUUAGGCUUUCAUGUCAUCGAGUGCAACAACCUGUCGGAAAGUGAAUUGCAUCAAAGUACGCAGAGACUGGUGACUGAGCUUCAGCAGGGUGAGUUCAAAACUCCGGUGGUUCCAAUCUACUACGCUGGACAUGGAACAGAAGUAGCAGGAACACAGUUUCUGGUUCCAAUCAGUGCAAAGGACUACAGUGACCCACUGAUUUCUUUGGAUAGUCUGAUGGAAUGUCCUGCAAAAGCUUACUUGGAGGACGGUUCCCAGAUCAAACCCCUGUAUUUCUGCAUCCUGGAUGCCUGUCGAUCACAACCACGCAGCCAAGCAGACAGGAUCAAAUUGGCAGCAGCAGCGGCCAGCAAAAAGAAGCAGGCGGUCAGGCGGAAGCAAAAUCUGAAGCCGGACUUUGUGAUCCUGAAUGCCUGUGAAGCCGCAAACUGGGCCCAACAAUGUCCAGAUACUGGACAUGGCUUUUUGACCAAAGCCUUUAUUGACCAUGGAUGGCGUGAAAUGCCACUGUCCCUCCUGUUGGAAACGCUGAUGCAGCAGGUGGAGCAAGAGACCCUGCAGCGGGCAACGUAUCAACAGAAACCGGAGCUCACAAAAAACUGCAGCACACUGCACACGCGUUUCCUGGGUCCAAAGAUGACGCUGGAUGUGUCCAGUCGUUCCACUUCGGCCAGUUGUAUCGACGUGUCCAGUCUAUGCAGUGGAUCCAGAGGUGAAAGAAGUGAAGGUCCAGCGGUGAUGACUUCUGCCAUGCAGGCACUUCUGAGUGCACCCGCAGAGUCUGCACCAACUGGGUGAAAGUUUGGGGGGGUCCAUCUGGGUCCCGAGCUUUGAAAGAUUCGUGCAUUUGAAGUGGGGAAAA